AAAAUUUCAGUAAACAUGUCGGAGAGAAAGGCCGUCAUUAAGAAUACCGACAUGGCUGAAGACAUGCAGCAUGACUCCGUAGACUGCGCAACACAAGCUCUUGAGAAAUACAACAUUGAGAAGGACAUCGCCGCCUGCAUCAAGAAAGAGUUCGACAAAAAGUACAACCCAACCUGGCAUUGUAUUGUUGGACGUAACUUCGGAAGCUACGUAACACACGAAACCAAGCAUUUCAUUUACUUCUACCUAGGACAAGUCGCCAUUCUACUCCUUAAGUCUGGAUAAACAUUUAAAAACAUAUCAUAAGUGCUACACGUUAGCUGCUGGACGAAGUCUUAUUUCUGUGACGGAUGUAUUCCACACUUGGACUUUUUGUGUCAUAAACACAAAUAAUACUUGGGGUCAAACAGUGCUUACUGGUGAAUUACGCUGUCAGGUUUUGUCAUAAUUUUAUUGCUAUGAUAUUAUAAAUAUUAUAAGGACACUUGUUGAAAUAUACAUUAACACCAAGAAAA
Molecule: messenger RNA, 515 nt
Organism: Pecten maximus
Lineage: Eukaryota; Metazoa; Mollusca; Bivalvia; Pectinida; Pectinidae
Product: dynein light chain 2, cytoplasmic-like
Exons: 1
Coding region: 16-285 (89 amino acids)
Biological process (GO): cilium assembly; microtubule-based process
Cellular component (GO): cytoplasmic dynein complex
Molecular function (GO): dynein light intermediate chain binding; dynein intermediate chain binding
Source: RefSeq, a predicted model, not a curated record